Notothenia coriiceps (black rockcod) is the source of this 3986-nucleotide messenger RNA. RefSeq names its product sodium bicarbonate transporter-like protein 11. The record is from RefSeq and is a predicted model, not a curated record. The transcript is spliced from 7 exons. Gene Ontology annotation, biological process: monoatomic anion transport; transmembrane transport; monoatomic ion homeostasis. Gene Ontology annotation, molecular function: solute:inorganic anion antiporter activity. The annotation marks the transcript as partial. Gene Ontology annotation, cellular component: plasma membrane; basolateral plasma membrane. NCBI's taxonomy places the organism in Eukaryota, Metazoa, Chordata, Actinopteri, Perciformes, Nototheniidae.
UCUUUCUCAGGUACUACCACCCACCGACGCUUGGAAACACAACCGUACAGAUCCUCCAUCAGGCUGGAGAUCUGCUCGGGGGAAACAGGAGCGAGGUGGCGGCGGGAUACGCUCUCAACGCCCUCCCCGAAACCGUCAUCCAUUGCACUCGAGAGAGGCCGCUCCUCUGCAUGCUGCUGAUGCUCGGGACGUUAUGGAUGGGCUACACCCUGUACCAGUUCAAAAGGAGCCCGUUCCUGCAUGUCAAAGUGAGGGAGGUGAUGUCGGACUGCGCUCUGCCGAUCUCAGUGCUCAUGUUCUCCUUCAUCGGCUCCUACAUUUUCAGUGACAUUGACCUUCCAGUUUUUAAAGUUCAUGACCGGCCCGUCUUCAGGGUGGCUCCAUUUGAGCGUCUGUCGGCCCUCAACGUGGUCAGCGCCAUGGGCCUGGGCUUCCUCCUGGCCCUCCUCAUCUUCAUCGACCAGAACAUCGUCGUCUCGCUGACCAAUGCUCCAGAGAACAGGUUGCUGAAGGGCACGGCGUAUCACUGGGACCUGAUGCUCUCUGGGCUCAUUAACAUCCUGAUGUCGGUGCUGGGGUUGCCCUGGAUGCACGCCGCCUUCCCCCACUCCACCCUCCAUGUGCGCCAGCUGGCGUUCGUGGAGCAGCGUGUGGAGGGAGGGCACCUCUACGAGACUAUCGUCCAGGUGAAGGAGACGCGGCUGACGUCUCUGGCUGCCAACAUCUUCAUCGGCGUGUCGGUGCUGCUGCUGCCCCUCCCGCUGCAGUGGAUCCCCAAACCCGUCCUGUACGGCCUGUUCCUCUACAUCGCCCUCACCUCCAUUGACGGAAACCAGAUGUGCGACCGCAUAGCUCUCCUCCUCAAGGAGCAGACCUCCUACCCUCCGACCCACUACAUCCGCAAAGUGCCCCAGAGGAAGAUCCACUACUUCACCUUCCUGCAGAUGAUGCAGCUGCUGGUGCUCUGCACGUUCGGCAUGUACCCCAUCCCGUACAUGAAGAUGAUCUUCCCUCUGCUCAUGAUCAUGUUGAUUCCAAUCAGGAACAACGUGCUUCCUCAUAUCAUUGAGGCCAAAUACUUGGACAUAAUGGAUGCCCAACACAUGUAGCGACAGCUGGAGACAAGUUCUGGAUCCACAAGAAAACCGUCUGGAAUUUGAAGGGAAAAAAAAUAAUACAAAUACGGAUUUAAAAAUAUUUUUCAAUGCAAAACUGUUUGGAAGCAAAAAGGAGAGAUACCGACUAUUUUGAUUUUUGUAUCUGAUAAGAACAUUCUUGCAGGUGAAAAUGGGAAGUGAUGUGAGAAAGAGAGAUGAGGAGCAGUGGGAAUUAUUUCCAAAUGUGGACGGACAGCCUCUCUUUGGGAAAGUUCUGCCAAAAAAAAAGGAAAGUCCAGAACCCUGUUUCCCCUCUGUUUGACCCUGUCAGCCUGUCAGUGACAUAUACCUCCAUGUUCCUCCACAUUUUACAAAACCCUUACUGGAGUGUAGUCAUCUGUGUGUUAAGCUAUGGGUUAGUGCUUCAAGUACUCACUAAUACUGUGUAAGUAUUAAACAAUUCUGCCAUUAUAGAGAGGCUUAUUUGCACAAUGUAAGCAUGAACACUCGCAUUGUGUUUUUACACCGUCAUUCUACAUGCUUACACUGUGUUGCUAAGUACUUAAACACUUCUCCGUGGGUGAAUUAACGCUGCAUUCAAACCACUGCAAAGUAAAUGUGUACCCUUUGUAAUUCUGUCAUUGUGCAGUGUGAAAACCGUUACAUUCCUGCACCUUUUAUCCGUGAUUCCCCCCUUUUUACUAUGAAGGACACUUGUGCUUAUAGUUUCUAAGACAUUCCAAGAAAAUGCAGCAUUCACUAAGGAGGUAAAAGGAACGUGUGUGAGUAUGUGUGUGUGUCAUAGCCACACUACUAAGCUACUUUAUCCGUCUAGCUUCUUGCCAGGUCUUUCAGAAACCUCAUUUCUAAAGCUGCAUUCACAUCAGCUCUUUGCCUUGCUGAAAACAACUAGUUGGUUUAGUUGUUAUUGUAACGUCCCCUGCUAGCUUGCACCACCAACUACAGCUGUCAUCUGAUUGGUUUCUUGUCGAACGGUCAGCGCGAAACGAGAUAAAAAGCUUGGCCACAAUUUUCGAGCGAUGUCAGGCGACAAAUUCUAGCGAAGUUCAGCGAAAAAUUUGAGCGAUGUCCGGCGACAAGUUAGAGCGAUGUGAAUGCGGCUUUGGGUGGAAUUACUCGGCUGAAUAAAAUAAAAUAACAUUCCACAGUUAUAUAUAUUUUGUAAUUAUUUAGAGCAACAGCACAAACCAAACUAUAUUGUGAAAUCUUUAUCAAAUUAUGAAUAUAUUAGAAUAUAUUAUGGCAAUAUACAAAUAUAAAUAUUUAUUUAUCAUUAUGACAGUUUAUCUUUUAAGUAAAAUAAUGAGAAUUGUUUGUGUUUAAGCUGAAACGGAAAGUAGUUUGUAAUUCUCUGUUUGCUCCUUCACAUUCCUGAUCCACAGUUACUGAUUGUUGAAUUUUAGCGUCUUGUCUUACAUCAGGCUGUGCCGCUGUGUUUACACAUCAAAGUCAUUCCAGUUCAUGUCGAAGUCCAACACCGUUCUGGUGCAUCGGUAGUAAAGAUGAAAGGCAGGUAAAGGUAAAAAAAAAACUAAAAAAGAUUACAAAAAACCUUUAAAAAAACUAUUUGUGAGCUUUGGAUUAAACAAAGUGCAUCCUAUUUUUGUUUUAUUUUGUGAACAAGUGUUCAAAGAUGAGUUUUAGAAUAAUCUGGUCUUGUUUUCUAUUUAGAUGUUAAGAUUAGAUCAAUGCUUGCAAACGUUGUCAUGUAAAAAAUCCAGACGUCUGGAAAGAUUAUCUUGUUAUCUACAGUACAAAAAAUAAAACACAAAAAAAAGACCAUUUAUUUUAGCAGACACUGUUUAGCCUAAAGCAUGUCUAAUCUGGGUUUUUGAUACGAUGUAAUGCUAUAGACAUGUAUCCAAAAGACUAACAAAUCAAAUAUUCAGCAAUACUGUGUACAAACUGGUGAGAUUCAGGUUUCACAGCGGAAGUGGUGAAACAAAAGCAAACCGUUGCAUUUCUAAGACUUUUAGUUCAUCUUUAAUAAAACUACUCUGUGCUGAUUCAAUUAUUUCAAACAUCAAGGAGAAAAACAAAUGUUUGCCCGUGAACAAAGCAUUCACAGCGCUGGGUUUUUAUUACUGUUUACUUGCUUUCCCAAAGUCCAAAUGGCAGCUCCCUCAUGCAUAAUGUUCAACUUUGUCUUACAGAUGUGAGAGAGAUGUCCAAUUUAAGCAGAUGUCUCAUGCCGAGAUAGCAAGGCAUGAAAGGAAAGCUCGGAAGCAUUUGCAUAAUCCUUUGGAUUAAGGCUUAAAACAGCUCUGGCGAGAGAGAUGUGAGGUAUGAAGUAAUAUGUACAGUUUGAAAUGCAAAGUUUAGUUUUUAUCAAGUAUCCAUUAUAAUCCACGGCAAGGUAUUAGUUUCUAACUUUGGACAGAGUACAGAGAUUUAACCAUUCUUCUUCUUACGUGACAGUAUUGUUGUUGUUCCUUGAUAUCUUCUCCGUGCUGAUGAUUUUGGAAUAGCAGCAAACUUCUCUCAGAGGGCCUGACUUCAGAUUCAGAGCGAUAUUCAGAUUCAGACGUUUGUGAAACCUUGACUCCCCUCCUCCUGAUUGGAUUUGUUUGAAAUUGCGUACUGUGGUGUUUUUGCUUUUCUUUUCCUGAUUUCAUAUAGCCUACUUUUUCUAAUCAUGAAUGUAAGAUGUUUGGGUUUUUAUAUAGCAUAAUCAUUUAGGUGUCGAACAGAAACUGUAAUUUUGUCCAAAAGAUCAGCUAUAUUUGUAAGCUGUAAUAUGUAAAAUGAGAAAAAAUGGUUAUAAAACAGAAUGUGUUGGUUUAUUAUAGUAUAUAUAUACUGUACACUGAAAAAGAGAAACUAUCUCAAGCUGUUUGCCAAAUAAAAAGUAGUAGUGAUGUAAAUGUU